Crotalus tigris (Tiger rattlesnake) is the source of this 5774-nucleotide messenger RNA. It is a transcript of the gene ZDBF2, whose product is annotated as zinc finger DBF-type containing 2. The transcript is spliced from 6 exons. The coding region runs from base 1623 to 4628 and encodes 1001 amino acids. Gene Ontology annotation, molecular function: zinc ion binding; nucleic acid binding. Gene Ontology annotation, biological process: genomic imprinting; epigenetic programming of gene expression. Lineage: Eukaryota; Metazoa; Chordata; Lepidosauria; Squamata; Viperidae. The record is from RefSeq and is a predicted model, not a curated record.
ACAAACGUAGAAGGGCGGCAGGCAAUUUAGGUCGGGCACUUAAAUCGGCGGUGUAGACGAAAGGAAAGGAACAGCAGUUAGAUUACACCGACGUCGUCUCUUCCUUCCAUGCACGCGCCUAGGGGCGGGGCUUAUUGGCUGCUUCCGGAGCGCGCGCGCACCCUUCCAGUCCCCCCCCAACCCCUGUGAAAUGUCUACUCUGAGAGUUCAACCCCUGAAAUCGUAGCUCUUACUCGUCGUAGGGCGGGGUGGGGGGAGUUCCGCGUGCACCCGAGUCCUUCAUUUUGUUACCCCAAUUUUCCUUCCGCUCCUGCUUGUGAACAUUGUAUCGAAACAUGUCCUGGUUUAUGCUAGCCUUAAUGAGAUAUAGUUCAGUUUGGCUUAAUGUGUUGUAUGGGAAUCCCAGCAAAUGUAGUUUGAUAAGUUGUGAUCGGCCACGGCUUAGCAUGCUGUGUGAACCAGCCAAUGUCCUUUAGUGAGAGCUUUGCAGCUUCUUUAGCGGUAUAAUCAUUCCUAACCGUUGGUUCUAGAUUGCGCGAACAUGUGAAAAAAAUUGCUGUGUUCGCAAUGGCCGAGUUAAUUAUUUGUUGAAUAGGCAGAGUUGAACACCAGGCUAACCUGUAACCAUGAUUUCACCCAAAUACUAAAAUCAACUCACUUGUGUUGGUUUCAUAGAAUCACAGAGUUAGAAGUAGCCAUUUAUGUUUUUGAGUCUACCUUUCUGCUCAGCACAGGAACAGAUUAACUAUUUGAAUAGGCCAUAUAAAAUAGCUGUACCUAAGAUUUGGCAUAUUAAUAGAGGCUUAUGUAAUUAAGCUCUUAUCAUAAACACCCCAAUACAGACCUUUACCUAGAAAUUGAUAUAAUAUUGAAAAGAGUUUAAGCCUGGCCUCUUUCCACCCCAUUUAAGGAUCCCAUUCCACUUCCUAAAUCCUCUAAAGAUCUCUCUAAAUCAGUCCUUACUUUGCCCACUUUUGUAAAAUGUGUUUGAAUGUAUCAUAUAAAAUUUGAUGUCACUCCCAGACCAAGAAAUUUCAGUUGUCAUCUAUGUGAUUCAUUUUUAAUCUAGGAUACCCAAGUUUGCUAUUAGGAAAACAUCUGUAAAUGUUUUUGACAUUCGUCUGCUUUAUUAUUGUGAGUUGCAAUUUAAAGGAGUGUUUUCCAAGAUACAAUUUCUAUUCUAAACCACUUGUUUCUGGAAACAUGAAUGGCUGCUGUAUUAAUGUUGGGGUUUUUUAUAGAUAAUCUUGAAAAAAUAGUGCUUUCCCCACCCAUUCUCUAUUUAUGUCUAGUUACUUACAUGUUUACAAAUUUUAUUAAAUUUACUCUGGGAUAGGGAAGCAGAUUUGAUAAAUUAUGAUUGAAUGCCAACUUUGCGUCUGUCAUCAUUGUAUUAUGAAAUGAGAUAUUAUGACCAAAACUCAUAUAGGAUGUAAUUGUAGUACAUAUGUCUGUUUAAAAGUUACUGUGCUCCAAUCACAUUAAAGGAGGACACAAGAAUCUAACGGGCAUAUUGAUAAGAGGCACUGAAUGGUUCUGUCUCCUGUAAGUUACCUCUCCCUAUUUCAUCUGAUUUCAAAGUCCAAUGAUGUAGAAGAGAGUUCAGACAACAGGGUGAAGAAAUGUUUGAUCAUGAUAAGCAAGCUGAUGAAGCCAGUGCUAGUUCACCACAAGGUAUGGAAAGGAAAGUUAAUGAAGGUUCCUUAUGGCAGGAUAGCAAUACUAGUUUAAAUAAACAAGGAUUAGAGCUGUCAAAGACUGGACUACCUGUUAUGCAGAACAGACAAGGUUAUUGCAACUGUUGCCAUGCGCCCUACAGCAAUCUUGAACAGCAUGUAUAUAGUUCCCAGCACAGACAUUUUGUCAGUUACUGUAGGAAUCGCAUGGGUACAAGUAGCUUGAUGGAGCGUUUCCUGCAAGAUGUUCUGCAACAUCAUCCCUACAGAUACCACGACAACAGACCAACUUAUGAUGACAUGCCAUUCAACUCCCAGCUUCUUGCAAAAGAUGGGGCUGCUGUUUCAGUGGACGUCAAAGAGAAGGGGAGAGAAACGAGCAGGGUGGAAAAUCCAAACAUCGAGAGUGGAUUCAUGGCUGAAUCAGGCUGCCUUAUUUCCCAGAGCCAUGAAAAGCAGAAGAAGGCUUCUGUGAAACUUCUACCUAUCCAGACUCUAGGAAAAGGACAACAACCCCAACUAGGAACUUCACAACGAAAUCUGGACACUUCCAGUAAUAUAAAUAAUCUUGGUCCAACAAGUCUUUUGACUGAAAAUAAUAGUCAGAAAGCCUCAUUUACAGCUAGGGAUGUUUUACCCCAUCCAUUACCUAUUGGUGAGGUGCCAUCCACUCCUCACAGACUUGCACAAAAUGUUAGUUAUCCAGUAAGAGCAGAUUUAGUUUCAGAUGACGUAUGUGAGCAGGCUACCCAAGAUAUAUGCAAUCAAGAUGGAUUUUUGAAUUCAAACAAAAACUUUGUUUUACAGCCAGUCCUGUCAAAAACUGUUUCACAUUUUCAUGAGAGUCCUGUCUAUAAUAAAGGGAACUCUUUAAUCUCAGGUCAACUAUUUUUAAAACAAGAUGACUUAGAAACUCAGGAUAAAACUCGGAUUAAUGUCUGUCUCAGGAAUGCUAGAAAACCUGUGGGCACAAGCAAUUCCCUGACUUUUCAAGCAGCUCCCCAACUACCAAGACAAAAAGAACAUUUGUGCAGAAGUACUGAAAGUUCUAUAAAUGAAAUAAUUGAACAGGUCAUUUUGAAAUACUGCUAUGAACCUCUUCCCAAAGAGUUGCCUUGCAGAGAAGAAGAUACAAGUUCCUGUGUAAAUAUUCUGUCACUUUUGGAUCACAGUAGUCUGCAUGGUUCAGAUAUGAGUUUUGAUUGCGAUGCAGCUGUAGAUUCACAAGCAAACCUGUCCAAGUUAGCUGCUAAAAAUCUAGAACUGCUCAAAGAAGUUAAAGUAAAUCUACAAGAUGAAAACUAUGGCAUCCAACUCAGUUCCAUUUUUAAAAAUGUUUCAGUGCAACAAAUAGCAGAAGCAGAAAAUGAUAUUUCAAUCCAAAAUAAAGAACCAGUUCUUCCAGCUCUGCCUCAUGUGCCUCCUUCCUUUGUAGGAAAAACCUGGUCUCAGAUCAUGUACGAAGAUGAUAUAAAAAUUGAAGCACUUGUGCGGGAUUUUAGAGAAGGCCGCUUCCGCUGCCAUUUUGAUCCUGAGCCCUUGGCUCAUCGUACACCGAGAAAAAAACCUCAAAAGAAUGAUGAGAGGAUCAAUGCAGUUGCACCUAGCAAAACAGAGGCUGGGCCAGCUAAAGGGCUUCCCGAUUUUACUGACGGGCUAAGUGAUGGCCCUGACUUCAGCAACUUAUCUGCAACUUCAGAAGUACAUGUUCCAAAGCCCCCGAAAAAUCCCCAAAAAAGAGUUUGCCGCCUUGCCUCAAGAUGCCAAGUAGUCAAGGUUAGCCAUGGCACACAAACAAGUUUAAUACAGUAUCCAAUAGUAAAGCAAAAAAUAAUUAGGAAAGACAAUCAGCUACAAGAUCAGAUGGCUAACCUCCUUUGGUCAGAGAAUGAGAAAACGCCUACCAUGAAAACAAGGCUAUGCGCUCUUAAGCUUCCUGAAUCAUAUACCAAAAUCAUGAGCCCUUUACAGCCACAAACACUAGUUUAUGUUCUUUCAUGUCCAGAGAUGAAACAAUUUAGGAACAAGGCUGAAGAGGUUCCCAAAAUUAAAAGUCAUAAUUCCACAGCUAGUAAAGAUUCUGUAAGGUACAAGUACAAACCAACUUCUAUUAAGUACUACGAUCCUCUGACAAAUAGGAUUUUAAAAACACCUCCGAAAUGCUUAGCCAGGGGGAAAACAAAGAAGCCUGCACACGUUCGACAGCUAUUCAGGAACCUCAACUUUGAUGGAAACAGGAAGAAACAAGCUGAUAUCCAGUAUAUAUCGAAGCCCUUCAAUUCACCAGACAACUGUGCGGCCUCUCUCUUGCUUGACCCUGUUAAGGAGAAUAGUAUGAAUUCAGAUCAUAAGACAGAGGACCCUUGUGUUUCAUCUGAAAGAUCAGAAUGCUUGAUGUAUAAUUGUUCAGAGAAAUGCGGUAAACACUUAUUUAUUUCACAUCAAUCACAGCAGGAAGGUGACUUUCAAUUCAAUCCAUUUAAGAGGAAAGGAGUCAAAUGUCCCUUAAAGUCCCAUACUGCUGAUUGUUUGGAAAGGGACAAUCCAAAGAAAAUAUGGCAGAGAAAAAAAAUCAAUAGUAGAGAAUCAGGAUUUCCGAAAGAAACUUCAGAGCUAAUUUUUAUCAAACAUGACCUUGUUAAGAAAGGCAGUAGGAAACAACCACCCAGAAGUACAACUCGGCAAAUAGAAGGAAAGUUUAAAAAAAAAUCUUGUACCCUUAAAUCAUCUAUUCUCAGGCAUCACUCAAAGAACACUGCCAUAAAGCAUCUUCAGAAAGAAAAGGCUGAUAUUAAAAAGCUGACAGUGUCAAGGAAGUCAAAAAGAACAUUUUUGAACACUGCAGCUGCAAUGAGUGUUCCAGAAAAUAGGCAGAGAGCCACUGUAAGAACUUCCAAAGUAAAGACAUGGCGAGUGACCAGAGACAAGAAUCUUUUUUGCACUGUGAAAUAAUGUUGCUCAGAUCAUAUAAACCUGCUUUGGGAUUGUCUUUAAGAGGGCUGGAAAGGGAGAAAAAAGUAGGAGUGGCUUCUCAAGAUAAUACAUCAGAAUUAGAAAUGGAACAAUUUUAAGGUCCAACGGUAAGCUAAUAGGUCAGGAAAUAGUUCAUAUUGCUGCUUUGUAAGUGUUCUGCACAGUACAUGUUGAGUUAAAACUAUUUUUUAAGCAGUAAAAGCCCAGUUUUGCAGCUUGGUAUAUAUUUUUCUCAAGCAGAGCAUUAUUUUCCCUUGUAAAACUAGUGUCAGUUAUUGAAAAAGUUUACCUUUUACGUGAAGCUCAGCUUUGAUAUCUUGUUGGUAAACUAAGCAAUGCCAAAACUCAUUCCACAGCAGUGUGGAACCAAAUGGGCACUCCUGCUGUUUGUUAAGAUUGUCAGUUUCCCCUUAACUUCCCUGUAGAAUCUUUUGAUUGUUUAGAGCCAAUUUUUUCGGAAAUUGCACAUGGAAUUUUAAAAUGUAUGCAUUGGAUUUGAAGAAGUAACCUUACCUGGAAUCCAAAUGUGGAUAUCACGCAGUGAUUGUAUUUUAAAUUCAGAUCACAAAUACAAAAUCAUCCUGCCUAUAUGUGUUACCUUCUCAAAACUAUCGGAUGUCCUAGAAUGAAGCUGCUAUUGAAAAAUGUUUUUUCUUUUUCUUUUGAUUUUUUUUAUUUUUUCUGGAAGAAUGAUUGAUUUUUUAGGAUCAUACAGAAUGAUUAAUCAAGACUGCUGCGUGUAAGCAAUAUUUCUACCCUUAAUCUGCCCUUAAAAUGCAUUACUACCUAGUUUCAUCUCACAGUAUAGUUGUGAAAGCAUUUUAAAGUAAUUUCAAUUAGUAAACAAGUUUCUGAAAAAUGCUACUUCAUGUUUAAAAUAGAUUUCCAACUUGAAUUUUUAAAAAGGUAACUACAUAAUAUUACUUUAUUUUGGCUUGCAUUAAUAUUUUUGUUAAAAACAUUUUUCUAACAAUAUAUUCUAAGACAUAUGUUACUCUUAAAUACAGGUAAUUCUUGACUUACAACAAUUUGUUUAGUGACCGUUUAAAGUUAUAAUAGCAUUGAAAAAGUGACUUAUGACCAUUUUUCACAGUUAAAACCUUUGCAGCAUCCUCAUGAUCAAAA